CGCGAGAUCCGCACCGCGGUUUUGCCCAGGUUAGCUUCGCUCGCAGUGACAAACCGCGCGCCUCCCACGCACGCCAUGGCGAGCACCGGCAAGAGGGCUCUCCAGCAGCGGCUUAUCGAAGCUGUGCGUGAACAUGAGGUGCUUUACAACUGCGACCUCAAGGAGUACAGCCACAACAUACUCAAGAUGCGCCUCUGGCGACAGAUCGCACGCAAAUGCGACAUUGCUUCUGGUGAGGAAGCUAAGAAAAUUUGGAAAAACCUACGUGAUGGAUAUCGCUGCUCGCUCAAAACUCUCAGAAUCUACGAAAAUAAAGAACCGCCUAGAAUUCUGAAAACGUGGAAAUACGUUGAGGAGAUGGAGUUCUUAAGACCUUUUAUGAAAGAUCGGGUUUUCAGUAAUGCUGCAUACUACGAAGGUGAAAACUCCUUGGAACCACCUUACAGAAACACUUCAGACGAUAAUACGAUGGAUAACGACUUGCAAGUCCAGAAAGUAAAAAGUGUUCAAAGCUCUGUUAGCAGCUUUAGUGGUGGGGAUGAUGUUCAGGAAGAGAUUGAAUGCAGACCAGAUGUCACCCUACUCGCACAGCAAGGACUCCUCAAUCAGCUUCCUCCUGAUGACAUAAAAGAUCGAAUUUCGCCAACGCAAAGUGCAAAUGACCUGACGGCUCAAGCCAUGAGCCAGUUGGAAGCCCUCACCAACAUUUACCAACAUCCCCAUGGUCUUCAGGUGACUCCCACACUAACACCUCCUGCAAAGAGACGAGGUCGCAAAAGAAAAGCUGAUAUUGACUUGGUUCCUCAACAUCACCUCCUACCACAAAACAUGGAUAGGAGUCAGAUUCUAGAAAACGCAGAACCUUGUGAGGAUAGCUUAAAAUUAUUCUUUGAUUCGAUGUAUGCAGCUGCCAAAGCUCUACCCGCGCCGCUUCAGAGAUUGAUCAGGAUCAAACUGUUUCAGACAGUUACCGACGCUGAAAUGGCCGCUGAAAACAUGCCAAUGGAACGGUUCCCCAACAACCAUACUCAGUGAUAAGUGAUAUAUAUAUUUGUGUAACUAAUUUAAGCUGUAGAUAUGUUUUUCUUGCGAGUAAAUGUUGUUUUUCUAUAA
Dalotia coriaria is the source of this 1113-nucleotide messenger RNA. RefSeq lists its product as uncharacterized. Gene Ontology annotation, cellular component: transcription regulator complex; nucleus. The record is from RefSeq and is a predicted model, not a curated record. Gene Ontology annotation, biological process: regulation of transcription by RNA polymerase II. Bases 76 to 1035 code for a protein of 319 amino acids. The transcript has 2 exons. Lineage: Eukaryota; Metazoa; Arthropoda; Insecta; Coleoptera; Staphylinidae.